Messenger RNA from Erythranthe guttata (spotted monkey flower), 1165 nucleotides. Its product is annotated as chaperone protein dnaJ 72. Lineage: Eukaryota; Viridiplantae; Streptophyta; Magnoliopsida; Lamiales; Phrymaceae. The record is from RefSeq and is a predicted model, not a curated record.
GGUUUUUGCUCUCUCUCUCUCUCUCUACCUUAUAAUUAGAGAGAAGAAUGAAAUAAGGCUGUGUUAGCGCCACGCCACCACAUCGGCCGCUCCCCGCCCCUUUUUCACCGCCCGACGGCGGCGGAUUUCUCAAACUCCCAGAAAAAAGACACAAUCUAGAGAGAGAGAAAAAAAUAGACACGAAAAUGGACCAUUACAAAAUAUUGGGGGUUGAUAAGAACGCGAGCAAAGAAGAAAUAAAGCAAGCUUUCAGGAAAUUGGCGAUGGAAUUCCACCCGGACAAGCACUCCCAAUCCUCCGAUCGUUUGAGAGAUUCCGCCACCCACAAAUUCAAGCAGCUCUCCGAGGCCUACGAGACUCUAAUCGACGAUCGCAAGCGCGGCGACUACAAUCUCACCAGAAAUUCCCAUCGGAGCAAACGGUACGAUUACCGUCACGGCGGCGGCGGCGGCGGCGGCGGAGGAAGUGGCCGUGCUUAUACUUACAGCAAUCCUUAUGGUUACGGUUAUACUGGUUCUGCCGGAAGAAGAAGAAGCGGCGACGGUAUUCUCACCAAAAUCGAGAUCGGCCUUCGCUAUCUCACCACCAGGAGUUUUCUUCUCAAUGCCACAUUUGUCGGUGUUUUGUUAGGUGGGAUGUAUACCAUUGAUGCCAGUGGCAAGGCACUAUGGAAAAUGCAUAAUCCCGGGAAAUCUUUUGAAGACGCUAUGGAGUCUGUAGAAAAAGCUAAAGACCGCAAAGACAACUCUAUUUGAGCUCCGUUGUAGGUUUUUUUUGCUGUUAUUCGACUUUGCUGAAUUUAACUAAACCAUAAUUUGAGGUCAAAAGAUUGUAUAGGUUCAACGGUUCAUUAACCGUAUCGUAUAUUACAUGUUCGAUUUAUAGGGAAGAUAUAACAACGAUUCUGCAAAGCAUGAUGCAAAUAAUACAUAAUACAAUAAUGUGGGAUGUGUUUGAUUGUGUUUGUUUCCGUAAGGCCAAUAAAUGCUUGGGGUAAAGCUUGUACAGUUUGCGUUGAAUAGUAUAUUCAUUGGUCUUCGUCAAUUUUCGUGUAAAUUGUCAAGUGUAGCAUCAAAUGUGUUUUCGCAAUAACUAGUGAUGUUAUUCAUGAAUGUACGUGUUAAAACUGAGACGGAAUUUUCAAUAUUUGUCGAUUUACAGUUUC